GGGCUGAGCGCGGCGGGAGGCGGGCCGGGCCGGGCCGGGCCGGGCGGGCGGGCGGAGGCACCAUGCAGGCGCGGCGCUUGGCCAAGCGCUCCAGCAUGGGCAGCCGGCGGCUGAGCGCGGGGCCGGCGGCCGCGCAGGCGGACGGGGUCCGGCCCCCCAAGGCCGAGAGCGCCUGGAGGCCGCCCCGGCGGGAGGGCUCCGCCGCGGCGCUGGAGGAGGAGGACGAGGACGAGGACGUGGUGGUGGGGGUGGAGGAGGAAGAGGAGGAGGAGGAGGGCGGCGGGGAGCCCCCCCCCCCGGCGCCGACCGGCCACGGCAAGGGCCCCCUCCGGGGGAGCCUGAAGCCUGUCGAGGUCUCUCUGGGUGGCAGUAUGACCGUCCGGUGUAUCAGCCACUCCUCCCUGUUUUGUGUCACCUGCAAACUUGCUGAGGAUGCACUCUGCCCCAUCGUUCAGUUCAGUAAUGAAGAUCUUGAACAGGACUGGAUCCAGGAUUGA
This is a messenger RNA of Aquila chrysaetos chrysaetos, 497 nucleotides long. RefSeq names its product zinc finger protein 704-like. The record is from RefSeq and is a predicted model, not a curated record. NCBI's taxonomy places the organism in Eukaryota, Metazoa, Chordata, Aves, Accipitriformes, Accipitridae.